This is a messenger RNA of Puccinia triticina, 2283 nucleotides long. RefSeq lists its product as uncharacterized. Lineage: Eukaryota; Fungi; Basidiomycota; Pucciniomycetes; Pucciniales; Pucciniaceae. Gene Ontology annotation, biological process: regulation of DNA-templated transcription; DNA-templated transcription. The transcript is spliced from 9 exons. Gene Ontology annotation, molecular function: DNA-binding transcription factor activity, RNA polymerase II-specific; DNA binding; zinc ion binding. The record is from RefSeq and is a predicted model, not a curated record. The coding region runs from base 1 to 2283 and encodes 760 amino acids.
AUGAGCGAAAACAAGACAACACAAGAAGACAAGCCAAAACGGCGCAGAUAUCGCAUCCCUCGUAGCUGCGAUAGAUGUAGGAGUAGCAAAGUGAAGUGUGUUGUUGAAAAUGACCGCUGUCAUACUUGUACCAGACUUGGUCUAAAAUGCACGUUUGCCGAUCCAGGCAGUCUGAAGGAAAGGCCUCCAACGGUCAAAGACGCCGAGCAACUUACGGCCCGUAUCAGGUCAUUGGAGCGCCUCCUCCACGCGGUCGACCCUACACUUGACCUCAACAACCUGCCCGACCUUACUCGUAAUCAGCCCGUUUCGCAUACCCCAGAGACGCUCCCGUUUCCCACUCAAUUGCCCACCACCGCAAAAUCACAAGCAGAAUCUCACUCCGCUCAAACUGUCUUACAGGACUCUUUCCAAUCUCAGCUUUCAGCCGUUGUUACUGGGAUUCAUGGCUUGCGAAUUCCGUCAAAGCCUCAUGUCACUGACAUUCACUGGACUCAAUCAGAUAAAAGCCAACCAACGUCCAAAUUCGUUGGGGCCAAUACAUCAGCCGACAACUAUGUCGGACCCAAUUCCAUCCUCAGUAUAGCCGAACCAGUGGCAUACGGGAUUCCCAAUUUUCCUAGGGACUUGCGCACACGGUAUCCGGUUGAUGAUUUUCUUCGCCUUCGUCAUGAAGAACAUGUUUCGAGAACAAAUUGCUUUUAUCCGGAGCCUGAUCUGGAGCUCGAUCUCCUCAAGAUUUACUUUCAGCAUUUCCACCCGCUUGUCCCAAUCAUUCAUCCGACAACAUUUUAUCAUCUUCAUAAAUCUGGGCUCGCGAAGACCGACCGUACAUUCAGAUCUCUUUGUCUGAUCAUGUUUUCCAUCGCCAGUAGAUGGUCAAUGGAUCCUAGGGUUCAGUUCGACUUGGCUGGGAAGCCACAGACCUCUCGACACUUUGCUGGCUUGCCUUUUGGAUAUGCUAGUUACAUAGGAGUGUUUCAAGCUGGCUACGAUGGCACUAGCCUUUUCCGCUUGCAGGCUUAUGUCCUGCUAGCGAUUGGUUCACUUGGUGCAUGCCAACCUGCGAUCACCUGGUUGCUCGCUGAGCAGGGUCUGACAUGUGCACAAGAAUGCGGCGCUCAUCGGGAGGUUCACCAUAUUUGGAACGCUGAUCCUCUUCAGGACUACCUACGGCGUCAAGCUUUCUUUCAGCUGUACGAAAUUGCUCACAGAGCUAGCCAUUCUUUACACCGGAGGCCUCUAGUGGAGUAUGAUGACUAUGAUCUGCAACCAAUUCAUGCACAGCGUGGAGAUCCAUUAGGCAUCUUUGUCAAUCCAUAUUCGAGUAUCAGUCCCGCUGUUCAUGACGCAUGCGUCGCGUUCGACGAGGUAAGAGUAUUGAUGUUGCGACUUGGCACGCUCCGGUCUAUGCUACCCCUCCUUUUCAAAAUGCAAGCUAGUACGAAGGCGCCCGGAGGAGCUGGAACAAUAAAAUCCUUAAAAGCACUGGUUGACCAGCUCGAUCUCAAUGCUAGAAAAUGGUUUGACAAGGUGCCUCCGAUUUUUAAACGCCCUGAUAUCCACGGCACUGGCGAAAUGUUGGUAUUUGCGGUACUUGUCAUCACUUGCUAUGGCAAAUUUCAGCUUUUGAUACACCACACUUUAUUUCACUACCAAGGCGAUGAUCUCGACCGCAAAACGGCGAGCCCCAACCCGCACAUCAAUAGAUGUGUCGAGUUUGCGAUUUCGUCGAUCCAAGCCAUAAACCAACUGCGGCUUCGGAAGCUGUUGACCGCGGGAUUUUAUUGGAUACCCGGCGACCUCAUCUUAACUGUCGUUCUGUUGGCUUGCUCAAUCAGGAAACAGAGGGAGUUCAUUAGUCCCCAGGACAAUCAAGUAAGGCGCGAUAACAUCCUUCUGGCCAUCAUGAUCCUAGACGAUCUGGAGCUGGGAUCUGGUGUCCAUGCAGCAGCAGCGUAUAGCAACAUGUCAAAGAUAAUUUUUGGUCUACUGGACGCCGAGAAUCCCUCAGUCCUGGACUCGUUAAAAGCACCACUCAAACACCCGGCGCAGUUUAAAAAUCAGGGUUUGAAUCAAUCCCCUCCCUCGGACCCUGUUUCGGCCUCACCAGACGUGAGGAGAGAGACGUCCUGGGACCCAGUCGAAAUCUCCGAUGUCGCGGUCGAUGCUACUGCAUUGAAUCUACCAUUUUUCACCACUCUUCACCCACCCCCUGCUUUCCUUCCUGCCCAUGCCCCGUCGAGUCACCCAACAAUGCCUCAUCAAACUCAUUUGGGCUAG